AUGCUUGGCUUGCGUAGUAAAGCAGUUUUGGCUCCGCUCGGGGCCCGCUCCAAGUCGUCUAUUGCAGCAUUGGCCUACAAAGCAUUGCACAAAAACACCAAGCGUCCGCCCCUGCCCAAAAUCGAGUCGCCCGACUGGACAAUGAAUGCCGCCAUUUCGUCUAUUCUGUACGAGACACCCGAGCCGCGCCGUGAAACUCGCCAAUCGCACGUCUUCCAGUGUCUCGUUCAGGACGAGCCCGGUGUGCUUGCUCUGGUCUCAAACACGCUGGCUGCCCGUGGCUUUAAUAUUGAUUCUUUGGUGGUUGCCAACACCGAGGUGGCCGAUCUUUCUCGUAUGACGGUGGUCCUCAAGGGCCAGCCCGGUGUAAUUGAGCAGGCUCGUCGCCAAAUUGAGGACCUGGUGCCUGUCUGGGCCGUCCUCGACUACACCGGUGCGCCUAUGAUCACCCGCGAACUUCUUUUGGCCAAGGUCUCUUUGUUGGGCCCCGAGUAUUUUGAGGAGCUGGUGAGCCACCAUCGCCAUGCCCAACAAAACAAGCUCGCCCAUCAUGACUUCAAGAUCAAGGACUACCACCCUAAUAACAUUGCUCACUCGGAGGCGCUGCGUCACAAGUAUGAGCAUCUCAGUGCUAUCAAGCGCCUAGUGGAGCACUACGGCGGCAAGGUCGCAGACGUCUCCGAUCGUAACUGCGUUGUUGAGCUUUGUGCUCCUCCCGAGGAGGUCACCAAGCUGCUGCACCAUCUGAAACCUUUUGGUGUGCUGGAGAUUGCCCGUACCGGUAUGUCUGCCAUGACCACCACUCCUCUGGACCGUGUCCAAGACGAUGUUGCCGAGGACAUUAUCCAUGAGGAGCUCGGUGAUUUGCCCCCUGGUUAG
This is a messenger RNA of Wickerhamiella sorbophila, 879 nucleotides long. Its product is annotated as Acetolactate synthase small subunit, mitochondrial. The coding region runs from base 1 to 879 and encodes 292 amino acids. The transcript has a single exon. NCBI's taxonomy places the organism in Eukaryota, Fungi, Ascomycota, Dipodascomycetes, Dipodascales, Trichomonascaceae. The record is from RefSeq and is a predicted model, not a curated record. Gene Ontology annotation, molecular function: acetolactate synthase regulator activity. Gene Ontology annotation, biological process: branched-chain amino acid biosynthetic process. Gene Ontology annotation, cellular component: acetolactate synthase complex; mitochondrial nucleoid.